UCGAAGGAUACAUAUUAGAAAGUAUAAAUUCUCUAUAAUUUCGAUUUAGCAAUUGCGCUGCAGCUGCUGUGUAGUGUGUUGAAGAAUGAGGGCCAGGAAUAUAUCUUCUCAUUGAAGGUUAUUUUCAUAGUUUUUAUUUUGGCUAUUGACUUUUAUUUGUCUACACGUCAUUAUCUAGACGUAAAAGUAUCGUUUAUCAAUCAACAGAUUUUUCUAGUUGGUUGUGCAAUAUGAGUCACGAUCACAGUCACCAUGCAAUGGAAAAUCAUGAGCAUACUACAGAAAGUGGUGAUUCCUGCUGUCCUGGUUCUGAUGCACCAGCAAACAGUGGGCAACACAUGAUGCAUCAUAUGAUGUCUAUGUCAUUCCAUUUUGGUACUAGUGAAACUGUAUUGUUUGAUUGGUGGACAUUUUCUACAACCAGUGGUCUAGUGUAUUCAAUGAUUGGAAUUUUUUUAAUGGCAACAUUGUACGAGGGAUUAAAAUAUUUCAGAGAAUAUUUAUUUUGGAAAUCUUAUAAUGCUAUACAGUAUAGAUCAGUACAAAUCCCAAUGGAAAAAGGACCAAAUGAUCCUGUUUCACAAAUGGUUGGGAAGGUGCUUUUAAAACAACCCCUGCCCACUAUGUUCAGUGUAACACAUUUGCUUCAAACAUUCCUGCACAUAAUUCAAAUAUCCAUCAGUUAUUUAUUGAUGUUAAUAUUCAUGACAUACAACGUUUGGUUAUGCUUAGCUGUAUUAUUUGGCGCUACUUUGGGUUACUUCUUAUUUGGAUGGAAAAAAUCAGUUGUUGUUGAUGUCACAGAACAUUGUCACUGAAAUAAUUGUUUCCAACAAAAUUUGAAUAUAAAAAUGUAUUAUGUUCUUAUUUACUAUUAACUGUAUACAAUAUUAUAAUUCAUAAAUAUAUUUUAUAUGGCAUAGCUUAGGAGUGCUUUCAUCAGUUAUUUUAUUCACUGGUUUAACUAAGCAAUAUAUUAGAUAGAUACCCUGAUUUUUGGGUCAAUUUUAUAAAU
This is a messenger RNA of Myzus persicae (green peach aphid), 1015 nucleotides long. RefSeq names its product high affinity copper uptake protein 1-like. The record is from RefSeq and is a predicted model, not a curated record. The coding region runs from base 231 to 818 and encodes 195 amino acids. Gene Ontology annotation, biological process: copper ion transmembrane transport. The transcript is spliced from 6 exons. Gene Ontology annotation, molecular function: copper ion transmembrane transporter activity. Gene Ontology annotation, cellular component: membrane. Lineage: Eukaryota; Metazoa; Arthropoda; Insecta; Hemiptera; Aphididae.